Botrytis byssoidea is the source of this 1227-nucleotide messenger RNA. RefSeq lists its product as uncharacterized. NCBI's taxonomy places the organism in Eukaryota, Fungi, Ascomycota, Leotiomycetes, Helotiales, Sclerotiniaceae. The transcript is spliced from 2 exons. Bases 1 to 1227 code for a protein of 408 amino acids. The record is from RefSeq and is a predicted model, not a curated record.
AUGGAUUCAUUCAACUCCAAAAUUGAGUCUGCAAUUUCUGCAGGUAAAAUUCCAGGUGCUGUCACGGCUGCCAGCAAUGCUACGAGAUCGUUCACUCAUGCCUCAUCCUACGGACCACGCUCCCUUAACUCUGCUUCAUCCACACCUUUGAAAACAGACGCCAUCCUUGCAAUUGCCUCCUGCAGCAAACUCCUAACCUCAAUUUCCGCUCUCCAAUGUGUUGAGCGCGGCCAAUUCACUCUCGAUGAAGAUGUUUCUCGACUUCUCCCUGAACUCAAACUUGAGGAUCUUGAUAUCCUCCAAGGUUUUGAUUCCGAGGAAAAGCCCAAACUUGUAAAGGCCACGAAGAACAUCACGCUCCGUAUGCUUCUCACCCAUACAUCCGGGCUAGCAUACGAUGUCUUCACACCUGACUUGAUCCGCUGGCGAGCAACACGUGGUGAAGUCGCCACGCUUGACAAAGGAACCGUGAUAUCACGUUGCAAAACCCCAUUGAUGUUUGAACCUGGGACUUCUUGGGCUUAUUCUACCGGACUCGAUUGGGCCGGUAUAAUGAUCUCACGAGCCAACAACAUGACAUUGGAAGCAUACAUGAAUAAACACAUAUGCGCACCCCUUGGCAUCACUGAUUUCACAUUCCACAUUGACCAAAAUCCCUCUUUGCUUUCACGCUUGGUUGAUAUGACUUUUCGCGUUGGAGGCAUGACUCCCUUCGGUACUGCCGCCGAUACCAGCGGUGCGCUCGUCUACACCGCGGACACUUUUUGGUCACCAAAGCAAAUCGACGACUCAGGCGGAGCGGGGGUGUACACGAGUAUUCCGUCUUACCAAAAAGUCUUGCACAGCAUCACGAUUUCAGACGAGAAACUUCUCAGCAAGACGAUGAAUGACAAGAUGUUUGAAGCGCAGUUAACAGAGCCCCAAUUGGCGACUUUGAAUUACAUACGUCAGAUUCCGGAAAUGCGCUAUAUAAUGACCCCCUCAAUUCCAGUCGAUACGAAACUCGAUUAUGGGUUAGGAGGAAUGAUACUUCUGGAGAAUCUGGAAGGAAGAAGAAGAAAAGGGGCAAUGUAUUGGACUGGAUUGCCAAAUUUACUUUGGUGGGCUGAUCGAGAAGCAGGUGUUAGUGGAAUUUAUGGAAGUCAGUUGAUUCCUACUGGGGACAAGCAGACUAUUGAGAUGUUUGAAGAAUUUGAGAAGGCUGUGUAUGCAGAGGUGGCGGUUUGA